AUGGCCGGAACUGAAGAUGAUGAUCGUAACCACCGCCGGGGUUCUGGCCGAUCGGUGGACUCCGCCGCAGAUAACGGUGGAUGUGUCCCUGGAAAACGCGGGAACGAGGAUUCUUCGUCUCCUGUUGAAGUCUCAUGCUCGAUUUGCCUGGAAUUGGUGGUCGACGACGGUACCAGAUCCAGGGCGAAGCUCCAAUGUGGUCACGAAUUCCAUUUGGGUAUUUCAAUCAAACUUUCCUUGCUUCGUUUCUUCUGGGUUUGUUGGAAUCUUUGGGGAUUUUGCAUUUCUUCCGUCAGGAUCGCUAAUCUGCCUUCGUUUGAUCCAGUUUCUGGUCUCGGAUCCAAUUCAAAGCCAUAA
Thlaspi arvense is the source of this 357-nucleotide messenger RNA. The record is from the annotation of a GenBank genome assembly. NCBI's taxonomy places the organism in Eukaryota, Viridiplantae, Streptophyta, Magnoliopsida, Brassicales, Brassicaceae.